Messenger RNA from Ostertagia ostertagi, 318 nucleotides. The record is from the annotation of a GenBank genome assembly. NCBI's taxonomy places the organism in Eukaryota, Metazoa, Nematoda, Chromadorea, Rhabditida, Trichostrongylidae.
AUGCGCUGUGAAGAUGGAGUAGCUUAUCAUUUCCAUCGCUCCACGACAGCAAUAGUUUUUUAUUUAUUUAGGAGGAAUGUCUGUCCUCACGAGGAAGUGGAGAUAGUAACCGUGAAGCAGCCGUGCGUGGAGCGAUACACAAAGUAUGUUCGGACGCGGAAACCGGGCUGCAAUGGACAGUUCAAGAGCUGUUCUGUCCGAGAACCAAAAACGGUCUACUUCCACACGUACAAAAAAGUGAAUCGAACGCGACGGCAUACGGUAGCCGAAUGCUGUGCUGGAUGGGUGCAUGUGCCGGGAAUGGAUGGAUGUCAACGA